AUGGUACAGAUGGUAACAGAAAGGUAUUGGCGCCGAGCACUGGGGAUGCAAGUUAGAUAUGCUAACUGUGAUGACUACCAGUUUUGCUAUUCCUACCGAGGGAGACCUGGGCACAGACCCACCAUACUCAUGUUACAUGGAUUCUCGGCACACAAAGAUAUGUGGCUCUCUAUAGUCAAGUUCCUUCCGAAGCACCUGCACUUGAUUUGCGUUGAUAUGCCUGGCCAUGAGGGCACUACCCGGUCAUCUCUAGAUGACUACUCAAUUUAUGGGCAAGUGAAAAGAAUACACCAGUUUGUCGAAUGUAUCAAUCUGAACAGAAAACCCUUUCAUCUAGUAGGCACUUCAAUGGGCGGAAAUGUUGCAGGCGUUUACGCUGCUCAGUAUCCAGCAGACAUCUGCAGUUUAAGUCUCGUGUGCCCUGCAGGAUUACAGCCUUCCAAAGCUAGCAAAUUUGUGAAGCAGCUGCAGGAGAUGGAGGAGUCUAGGGCCAUGGACAGGAUUCCAUUAAUUCCAUCCACCCCUGAGGAAAUGGCAGACAUGUUAAAGCUCUGCUCUUAUGUCCGCUUCAAAGUCCCUCAACAGAUCCUGCAGGGCCUCGUUGACGUGCGCAUACCACAUAAUGAAUUUUACCGUAAAUUAUUUUUAGCGAUUACAGAUGAAAAGUCAAGAAACGCUCUUUAUGAAAACAUGAGCAAGAUCAAAGCCCCAGUGCAGAUCAUCUGGGGAAAGCAAGAUCAGGUGCUGGAUGUUUCAGGAGCAGAUAUUUUAGCAAAAUCAAUUCCUGACUGUCAAGUACACAUUUUGGAGAACUGUGGACACACUGUAGUCGUGGAACGGCCCAGGAAAACAGCAAAGCUCCUCCUGGAGUUCUUAGCUACUGUCCAGAAUGCAGAAAACAAUAAGAAACUGGCUUGAUCUUUUAUUGUCAAUUGAACCCUUAAGCUAGAUGUUUCAGUUGUCAUGAAAUUCUCAGGGAUCUUGUACAGAACUUGGUGACCGUGCCAAAAUCCCUGAAGAAAUCCGAAAAUUUGAUCUAUUAAUUUGUAGUUCUGCCAGUGCAGUGACUCAACGGACACUGAGCAAAGUUCAGGUUAUGGUUGCUCUUGGUAAAGUCCAGUAAAGUUCCACAAUAUUUGGGAAGUAGCAGAAGGCCCAUCAUACCUGUGGUACUACAAAUUUAUUUUUCGUUUGGUACCAUCCCAACUAUUUUUUGACAACAUCUUCACAAACUUUAAAACUAGGUAUCCAAGUUGGAAUUGGAUAGUGUUCGUGUUAACUAGAUAGCCUGAAGAGAUACAGAUCUACUUUUUAUCUUGCCGAGGUGCCAAUUUUCAUCCUUUGCAAUGAUCUGGUAUAUUGUAAAGCCUGGCUGAGUGGAAAAUGAUGGGCUUGUGGGGGCUUCCUGAUUUCAGCCAAUCUUCUUGCAAUGUUAUGGUGCAAUUCUAAACAGAGUUUAUACCCUUAUAAGCCCAUUGACUUCUGUGGACUUAGAAGGGUGUAACUCUGCUUUGUACUUGCAUUAUCCUAAGCAGCUUUAGUUAUAAGUAAGUAGCACUGAUUUCAAUGGGCCUUACUCCCAAAUAAAAUGUAUAGAGGACUGCAGCCUGAAUUACCUGGGAAAAAAUUAUUUCCUGCUUAUCCACUGGACUUCACCCAUAGAGUACACGUCAUAUAAUUAUUUAUAUAAUAUAUAAACUAGAAUAUGACCUGAAAUCAGAAAAUUCUAUAUCAUGGAAUGUACUGGCCAAUCCUUAUGUUUAUGCAGCUCUGUUAUGUGAUCUAGCAUAAUAUCUGGCUAACUGGAACGUAGGUGUCAAUGACAUUCUUUUAAAAUAUAUAGGAAACACAGUACAGAGGGAAACUUCAUAGACUGAGAGCCUCAGGGGUAUCCUGCCUCUUAGUAUAUACGGCUUUGCAUGAUAAGCAGCUCUUACAGAAGAUUCUGGUGAUCAAGGUGUUUGCAGAAGUGCCGUUUUUGUAGCUCAUUACUUUAUGAUUUUGUCAGAGAAUGAAGGUGACAUACAAGAUUUUAAUGGUAUGAAAGUUUCAUGGACUGUGCAGCUCUGUAAUGUUUACACUAAUUUAUUAUGGAUGAGUUUUUCUAUCCCUUGAUGAGUCCUUUGUUAUGUAUGUACUGCCUUAAUUGUCAGCAAUGCUGAAAUAUUGGUAUCAUCUGGCCUUGCUUUCAUUACAAAUAUGUUCUUAUAGCCUGUGGUUGUGGUAUCCAAACAACUCUGGAGUUACUGGUGUAGGAAUUCAAGCUUUAAGGGGCAAUCCACUGACUAUAGAAUUCACAUGCACACAGACCAGACUUGUUUAGAUCUACUGAGGUCAAGGAAACUACAACUGUAUUUAUGUGAUUAGCAAAUCAUUCCCUAUGAAAAGUGAUCUUUCUGUACAGUUAAUAAACCAUGGAGCCAUUUUGGAGCCAAUCCUGGAGCCAUUUUUUUUUCAUCUAGAUGGGAUCUGAUCCAAGCAAUAAAUACUGUAGAUAGACACAUAAGUGAUCAAAUUCAGGUGCAAGUUGGAAUGAGCUGUUUUCUCGGCUCUAUUCUUAAUUACAUGUUCCACUGAGUGUUUUGAUGUAAAUAAUUGAGUUUUUGUAAUGAAUUCUAUGAAUUCUGUGAAUGGUUAAAUAAUUGGGGGUGGGGUGGGGAUGAAUAAUU
This is a messenger RNA of Gekko japonicus, 2669 nucleotides long. Its product is annotated as monoacylglycerol lipase ABHD6-like. Bases 1 to 918 code for a protein of 305 amino acids. Lineage: Eukaryota; Metazoa; Chordata; Lepidosauria; Squamata; Gekkonidae. The transcript is spliced from 8 exons. The record is from RefSeq and is a predicted model, not a curated record.